Messenger RNA from Crotalus tigris (Tiger rattlesnake), 4064 nucleotides. Its product is annotated as vitamin D 25-hydroxylase. Bases 247 to 1743 code for a protein of 498 amino acids. The transcript is spliced from 5 exons. NCBI's taxonomy places the organism in Eukaryota, Metazoa, Chordata, Lepidosauria, Squamata, Viperidae. Gene Ontology annotation, biological process: xenobiotic metabolic process. Gene Ontology annotation, cellular component: intracellular membrane-bounded organelle; cytoplasm. Gene Ontology annotation, molecular function: heme binding; iron ion binding; oxidoreductase activity, acting on paired donors, with incorporation or reduction of molecular oxygen, reduced flavin or flavoprotein as one donor, and incorporation of one atom of oxygen. The record is from RefSeq and is a predicted model, not a curated record.
ACUGCGUGCAACACUGGAUGUCCCAGUUUCUGAAAUUCCACGGGUUAGAAUUUGGAAUCCUGACGCCGAGGAGUAAGCGGGAAACAGCGCCACUGGGUGAGAAGAACCGACCAAUCCGGCUCGCUGCAGCUUGACAAGCAGUUUCGACAUCCUAUAAAAAAGGAGGAACGAGGCACUAGGGUGUUCUGAGAUUGAACUAUUGUGUUGACAAUUGGCUACUGGCCUAGGAGGGAAAGGGAGAAAGGAAUGUGGUCCGAGGGGCUACUGGUGGGUUUGGUUACUAGCGCUGCUCUCCUGUUCCUCGUGCUGGCGCUGGUGGUGAGGCAGCUGCUGAAGCAGAAGAGACCGGCUGGCUUUCCGCCUGGUCCGGCGGGGCUCCCUCUCAUCGGCAAUAUCCAUUCCCUGGCCGCGGAGCAGCCUCACGUCUACAUGAAGAGACAAAGUCAGCUGUACGGGGAAAUCUUUAGUCUUGAUCUUGGAGGCAUAUCAGCUAUUGUACUGAAUGGCUAUGAUGCAAUAAAAGAAUGCCUUGUUCAGCAAAAUGAAGUUUUUUCAGAUAGGCCUUCUCUGCCUUUGUUCAAGAAGCUGACAAAAAUGGGAGGUUUACUGAAUGCAAGAUAUGGCAGAGGUUGGACAGAGCAUCGCAAAUUAGCAGUAACUAGCUUUCGAAAUUUUGGAUAUUGUCAAAAGUCCUUUGAAAGCAAAAUAACAGAAGAGUCGGUUAUUUUUCUUGAUGCCGUUGAUACUUACAAAGGCAAGGCUUUUGAUCUAAAGCACUUGAUAACAAAUGCAGUUUCAAACAUUACUAACCUAAUUAUUUUGGGAGAACGGUUUACCUAUGAAGACACUGAAUUUCAGCAUAUGAUAGAAAUAUUCAGUGAAAAUGUUGAAUUGGCUGCCAGCGCUUCAGUGUUUUUAUACAAUGCUUUCCCAUGGAUUGGUAAGUUGCCCUUUGGAAAACAUCAACAACUUUUUAGAAAUGCUGCUGAAGUCUAUACUUUUUUACUCCACCUUAUUCAGCGUUUCUCACAGAAUAGGAAACCUCACGCACCUCGACACUUUGUAGAUGUAUAUUUAGAUGAAAUGGAUAAGAAUAAAAAUGAUCCCGAAUCUGUAUUUUCAAUGGAAAAUUUAAUUUAUUCAGUUGGAGAACUCAUAAUUGCUGGAACAGAAACUACAACAAAUGUUUUAAGAUGGGCAGUCUUGUUUAUGGCUCUUUAUCCUAAUAUUCAAGGACAUGUGCAUAAAGAAAUUGACUUAGUCAUUGGUCCCAACAAAACACCAUGCCUAGAAGAUAAGAACAAAAUGCCAUAUACGGAGGCGGUGCUACAUGAAAUUUUAAGGUUCUGUAAUAUAGUUCCAUUAGGUAUUUUUCAUGCAACUUCUAAGGAUACGGUUGUCCGUGGUUACUCUAUCCCUCAAGGCACUACUGUAAUCACAAAUCUCUAUUCUGUACAUUUUGAUGAAAAAUACUGGAGUAACCCUGAAAUGUUUUGUCCUGAAAGAUUUUUGGACAACUCAGGACAGUUUGUCAAGAAAGAAGCAUUUAUUCCCUUUUCACUAGGACGAAGACACUGCUUAGGAGAGCAACUGGCCAGAAUGGAAAUGUUUUUAUUUUUUACUGCAUUACUUCAAAGAUUUCAUCUACAUUUUCCUAGUGCUUUGGUUCCAAACCUUAAGCCAAAACUUGGCAUGACGCUGCAACCUCAUCCAUACUUCAUUUGUGCAGAGAGACGAUAUUAAAUAUUACUAUGAUGGCCAAAGAGGCAUGGGGAAAUGAUGAGAUGCUACAUACGGUACACAUUCCAUGAUUUUGCCUAAAUGAACUGAUUUCUAGCCUAUUCUUAUAAGAACACCAUCAACAAGCUUUCUGAAAAGCUAAACAGGAAGAAAGGAGUUUUAAAAACUUUCUUGGAGUGAGAAAUGGAGUAAAGUCUAAUCUAAUCUAGUCUGAUAUAAUUUAACUAUUCAAGUCAGGUAAGGGGUGACCUCUACUACCUUUCUUGGAAGGUUGGAACCCAUUAGAAAUCCUGAGUAAACUAAGCAUGACUAGAUAAGCUAAAGUUACUUUAUUGUAAGGUUGCGUUAACAGAAUCUUGCAAGUCUGAAGGUACAAACUUCCAGCCAUCACUUUUAACCAUCUGAUCAAUUAGGGUAGGUCCUUCCUACAUUUUUUUUCCUCUUACCAUUAACCUCCUGAGGGCUCCACCCUCUCCUGUCUGAUUGUUUCUUAGACAGCAUCUUUUUCACUUGUCCCCCAAGGUCAUCCACACAUUCCAUUACACAAACUGAAAACAUCUAACACCUUUAUCAACCUUUCAGUCUUGUUAUCUUGUUACUUCAUUAUCCAAAGAUCAGCUAAUUAAGACUGCUCUCAGAGUGGCUACACCCUCAGCCAAAUAAACCAGUUCAAAUUAUUUCAGACUGUAUAGACCAGGAGUCCCCAACCCCUGGUCCAUGGACCAGUACCGGGCCACGGCAUGCCAGCAACCAGGCCGCACAAACAAGCAAAGCCCCAUCCGUGGGAUGCAGGCAGCACACAAAACCAUGUGCCCUCUGGUCCGCGGAAAAACCUCUCUCCACAGAACUGGUCCCUGCUGCCCAAAAUGUUGGGGACCUCUAGUAUAGACUGUUUCCCUUUUACUCUGAGAAGCUUCAAGUGUACAAGAUCUGUAGACUCUGAUUCUGAACUACCUGGAUGGAACAAGUAAGUGAAUAUGAAGUAUUGGAAGUUAUCCAAGCAUAUGUUGUGCAAGGGGUUCUGAUGCACUCUGAGCUUGGUUGUUUUCUUACGGACCUUUCAUUACUCAAACUAGGUAACAUUAACGGUGCUGGCAGGGAGUGGGGUUUGUUCCCACGUUAUAUUAUAGUGGCCCUGUAAGUGUUGUUGGGAGUGGUCUGGGUAGUUCUUACUGUUAGCUUGUUUGGCAGUUCCUUGAUAGGGGUAUUACCAUGCUCUCAAUAUAAAUUGAAACCACACCCCAUUCCUUACUAACAUUGAAGUUAUCUAGUUUGGGUAAUGAAAUGUCUUCAAGAAAGCAACUAAGCUCAGAGAGCACAAAGGACCCCUCGUUUCAACCCUGAGCUACAAAUAUUCUCCUUUAUUAGUAGUAUAUCCUGUAUGCCUAUCUUUUUUUUAUGUUGAUGCUCUCCUAUUAAAAACACUAUAAUACAACUAGUUAACUGUUAAAGAUAAAAUGGCAAUAAUGUUCGUAAUCUUGCAGCUUGGACUUCUUUCAAAAAUAAAAGAAAGAAUUAUUUUAUAUGGGGUAUUUAUUAAAUACAUAUAAAGGAGUAUUAGAAGGAAGAGUAAUUUCUUAUGAGACUGCAUUUUAAAUAUAUCACAAUGUAUCUCACUCCCUUUUUGUAAAAUGAAGCAAUAAAUUGUAGAAGAAAAUACUGUCGACAAAUUUAAUGAUUGGUUGAAAUACCAUUAAAGCAUGUGUGUGUGGUUUUUUUUAUUGCUUGUGCUUCACCAAAAGAAAAAAAAAGUGAAAGAAGAAAAUUUGAGGAAAAGUAUGACAUUUUUAGCAUAUGUGCAAGACGUCUAAAUUAUAUGAAGUUCUUUUGAGUAUUAGAAUUCAAUUUUCUCUAUGCACCUGAUAGGUAAUAUUCAUUUAUAAUAAAAAGCAAAGAUACUGGAACUGGGGGAAAGAAAUGCUGAUUUUUCAGUUGAAACAAUUAUUCUAUAGUAUCAUGGUUGCUCUUUCCCUGAAAUGAGAAAAUGGCACUUCUAACUUGCCAUGGGUUUAUCCAAAAAAGAAAAGAAGCAAGUGAGAUCUUCCAGUGACAAAACAUGCCUUCUUUCUUAUCCCAUUCCUUCAGAAUAUUGUCUUGCAUAAACACACUCCCAACAGUCCACCAGGCAUCUCUCUUUUAGAAAAUGGGAGAAAAUUAUUUUCUGCCCAAGCAAUCAAAUAGGAUGACUUGACUGCACAUUAGAAAGUUUGAUUUGGUGCCAGUUUUUCAUUUUUUAAUGUGUUUAGUUUUAAUCUGGUUAUUAUGUUUUAACUUUUGGUGAGUAGCCAUCCAGCGUUUUAAAUGCUGUAAACAAACAAAAUAAA